AUGGAUGAUUUCAUUACUGCUGUCCGAGAAGGAAACACCCAGCGUAUCCAUGAUUUUCUCGAAAAAUGGGAUGGCAGUAUCAAUGACAGUGAGGAACAUGGAUUUACUGCCUUACACUGGGCUGCUAAAGAUGGGCGAGAAACUGUUGUCGAUCUACUCAUUGCUCGAGGUGCCAAUGUCCAUAGUACCAACAUGGGCGAGGAUACUCCAUUACAUUUGGCUGCAAGUUGUGGCCACUUGCUAAUCAGAAAUAGGGCUAGUGUUAAUGCAGUCAACGAACAUGGAAAUACUCCUUUACAUUAUGCAACUUUCUGGGCCUAUAGAAAUGUUGUUCGGGAAUUGUUAAAUCAAGGCGCUGUUGCUGCUCAAGCUAACAAAUAUGGGAAAACACCAAUCGACUUUGCGUACGGUGAACUAAAACAAGAAUUGAAAUCUCAUGCAAAGUCUUUGAAGCAACCUCUGUCUCCUAAACCUUAUGUUGCAUCAACUUUAACCAACAAAAUACACAAACCUUGGGUUGCUGGUUCGGAAAUUUUGCUAUCUGAAGUAUUAUUUGAUAGUCCAUUAGGCGAGUUAUGGACAGGAAGUUGGUCUCAAGUUGAAAUAGUUGCAAGAAGAUACAUCGUCGGAGAUAUAUCCAAUAAAAUGAUACGAGAAAUUCCAGAAGAAAUAGCAAAGCUAAAAUCCUCUUUUCAUCCAAACGUCCAACCCAUUCUUGGUAUUUGUCAGCAAGCUCCUUCUAUAUUCGUACUGAGUGAAUAUAUGCCACAUGGAUCAUUGUUUAAUGUAUUACAUCAAUCAACGGACAUAGAAGUAGACACAGCUCAAGCCCUAAAAUUUGCUACUGAUAUUGCAAGGGGAAUGGCGUAUGUGCACGGAAUCAAGCCAAAUUUACCAAGGCUAAACUUAUCCCCUAGGCAUAUUCUGAUCAGCUCGGAUCUUACUGCUAAAAUUAGUUUAUCAGAUAUAAAAUUUUCAUUUUUGGUUAAUGAAAAAAUUUACUAUCCUCAUUGGAUAUCACCUGAAGCAUUACAAGGGGAGUUAGACGAUGACGCAACCAAAUUAGCUGAUAUGUGGAGCUUCGCUAUAAUUCUAUGGGAAUUAGCAACUCAAAAAGUUCCAUAUGCAGGCUUAUCGCCAAUGGAAAUUGGAUUAAAGAUUGCUUUAGAACACAUGCAACCACGAAUACCUUCAAGUAUGUCAACCCACAUAUCUAAGCUAAUAAAAAUUUGUUGGAACGUUGAUCCAGUUAAAAGACCACGAUUUGAUAUGAUUAUACCAAUUUUAGAAAAAAUGUAA
This is a messenger RNA of Trichoplax adhaerens, 1299 nucleotides long. RefSeq lists its product as uncharacterized. Gene Ontology annotation, biological process: protein phosphorylation; cell-matrix adhesion; integrin-mediated signaling pathway. The transcript is spliced from 12 exons. Gene Ontology annotation, molecular function: ATP binding; protein binding; protein kinase activity. NCBI's taxonomy places the organism in Eukaryota, Metazoa, Placozoa, Uniplacotomia, Trichoplacea, Trichoplacidae. Bases 1 to 1299 code for a protein of 432 amino acids. Gene Ontology annotation, cellular component: stress fiber; focal adhesion. The record is from RefSeq and is a predicted model, not a curated record.